UGGUGGUUGGGGGGGGUGGGUGCUGUUGCAACAACGAAUUCCUAAACGUAAACGUGUCCUUGCGUUUAUUUUAGCAACAGUUUGGUUCGACGGCUAAAACCCCGCCCGAGGAAGCUUCUGCCGGGCGUCAUCCUCUCGUUCUGCUCCGGCCUCGCCGAGUCCUGGGGGGCAGCACCUGCGUAAUUUAUAUUGAGCCCCCCACAGCUGCGCCGUUCCAGUUCUUGUUUAGGGGGAGUCGGGUGGUGGAUUACUUUGAGAGUUAGGGUGAGUCUGUUGGUGGAUUACUUUGGGAGUUAGGGUGAGUCUGGUGGUGGAUUACUUUGGGCGUUAGGGUGAGUCUGGUGGUGGAUUACUUUGGGAGUUAGGGUGAGUCUGGUGGUGGAUUACUUUGGGAGUUAGGGUGAGUCUGGUGGUGGAUUACUUUGGGCGUUAGGGUGAGUCUGGUGGUGGAUUACUUUGGGAGUUAGGGUGAGCCUGGUGGUGGAUUACUUUGGGAGUUAGAGUGAGCCUGGUGGUGGAUUACUUUGGGAGUUAGUGCGAGUAUGGUGGUGGAUUAUUUUGGGAGUUAGGGUGAGUCUGGUGUUGGAUUAUUUUGGGAGUUAGGGUGAGUCUGGUGUUGGAUUACUUUGGGAGUUAGGGUGAGUCUGGUGGUGGAUUACUUUGGGAGUUAGGGUGAGCCUGGUGGUGAAUUACUUUGGGCGUUAGGGUGAGUAUGGUGGUGGAUUACUUUGGGAGUUAGGGUGAGUCUGGUGGUGGAUUACUUUGGGAGUUAGGGUGAGUCUGGUGGUGGAUUACUUUGGGAGUUAGGGUGAGUCUGGUGGUGGAUUACUUUGGGCGUUAGGGUGAGUCUGGUGGUGGAUUACUUUGGGCUCGACUCUCCCAAGGCGGUGGUGGUGGAGUCCGUGGGACCCCCCCGACGAGAGCCAUGUGUCUGCCGUGCCUCCUCGCCCAGGUGGCAUGUUGCUUUGGAUCGACCGCCUGCUCGCUAUGCUGCGCGUGCUGCCCCACCAUCAAGGAGUCGACGGGCUCGCGCAUCAUGUACACAUUCUACCACAUCUUGGGCACCAUCGUCUGCUGUCUCAUGCUGGCCCCAACCAUCUCCGAGUCGCUGAAAAAUAAUGUGCCCUUUUACUCGGACUUCUGCAACGCCAUCCAGGCCGGCGUGGACUGUGAGAAGCUGGUUGGCUACUCUGCCGUGUACAAAGUGUGCUUUGGGAUGGCGGCCUUCUUUUUCAUUUUCGCCAUCAUUCUCAUCAACGUGAAGACGAGCAGAGACUGCCGCUCCUACAUACACAAUGGGUUUUGGUUUUUGAAGUUCCUCAUGCUGGCAGGAUUUUGUGCAGGGGCAUUCUUUAUUCCAGAUCAGAACACCUUUCUGAAAGUGUGGCAGUAUAUUGGGAUGGUGGGAGGUUUCCUCUUCAUCCUCAUUCAGCUCAUUCUCCUCAUCGAGUUUGCUCACUCCUGGAACAAAAACUGGCUCACCGGUGCCGAGCAGAACAAGGCCUGGUACGCGGCGCUCAUCACCGUCACGCUGAUUUUCUACGCGGCGGCCAUCGCCGCCUUCGCCCUCAUGAUCGUGUUCUACACGAACCCGUUGGGCUGCGCUCUCAACAAGGGCCUCCUGUCCCUCAACCUCGUCCUCUGUGUGGCCGUCUCGCUGCUCGCCGUCUCACCCUGCGUGCAGAAGCGGCAACCACGGUCCGGACUGCUGCAGGCAUCCAUCAUCAGCUGUUAUGUCAUGUACCUGACGUUCUCCGCCGUGACAAGCCGCCCUGCUGAGACCGUCAUCAAUGCGAGCGGAAUGAACCAGACGAUCUGCUUCCCGAGCUCGAGCGAGGAUGGGCAGCGGAUCGGUGACACGGUGGUCGCCAUCGUGGGCUCCAUCAUCAUGUACGGCUGCGUGCUCUUCGCAUGUGUUGGAUCCCCUGUGCGCUCGUCUGUGGCUGCUCUGGGUAUUUCCAGCGACGAACGACCGUCUGCGACAGAGGCGUCUUGUUGUUUUUGCUGCGUCCAAGACGAGGAUGGUGCGGUCUACGAAGAGCCGGAAGACGGGGGAGGACAGAAGGUGGUCUUUAACGAACGCGACGGCGUGGUGUACAGCUACUCCUUCUUCCACUUCGUUUACUUCCUCGCCUCGCUAUACAUCAUGAUGACACUCACCAAUUGGUUCAGCUACGAGAACGCCCGGCUGGACACGGCAUUCACGCAAGGCAGUUGGUCCACCUUCUGGGUGAAGAUGGCUUCAUGCUGGGUGUGCCUCUCCAUCUACACCUGGACUCUGCUUGCCCCUCUCUGCUGCCCUGGUCGUGACUUUCCGGACUAAAUGCACCCGCGCUGGAAUGCCAUCCCACCGUGCACCUGCCUUUGCUGUGCCCGUGUUUCGCAGAUUUCUGCUCUACCACGAUUUCAGUGACCCACGUUAUAUGCACCUAAUCUGUAAAAUGGCUGACGCUGCCAUCAGGUAAAUGUUGUAUGCUUCUAUAUGAGAUGAUGUACAUUGAUUUAAAUUUGACUGUUUGCUCCUUGGUGAUUUGACCUCAACCAGUUUGUGGGUCAUAAUUUGAGAAAGCUUCAAAUUUUGUCUCAGGUUUUCUAGUUUCACAUAUUUAAAUUUUAAUUACAGGUGUUUGAUAUAUAAUUGAAUUAGCAGAACUGCAUUCUGGGUCUGCAUGUAAAAAUACAAAUAAUUCUUAGUCCAUCAGUGUAUUGGCUUUCCAGACCAAUAGUAUCAUGCGAAAUUGUUUAAGCGGCCAAAUUCUCAGUCUCGUCAGUACAGUAGAGUCGGGCUUAUUCUUGGUUCUUUCGGUAAAGUCACGUAGAAGGGAAACAAAACCAGUUUAUUAUUUUAUUGUUUCCCUUCUACGUGACUUUACCAAAAGAACCAAGAAUAUGAAUCCCUGCAGUCACGAAAGCUUUAAAUCAAAAUUUAGAGUCAGGCUUGUUAAAUAAAUGUUGCCAAUAGGUCGAUAGACUAAAAUAUAUUUGUAUUAUUAUGUGGAGACAGAAUGGAUUACGCUUAUAAUUAUGUUUACCCAUAAUGCAUCACGGCAACACAAUUAUUAUAUUCAUGCAAUCCGAGUUUAACAAUUAUGAUGCACCAGUGUUGUGUUUCAAUUGGCCACGGUGACGCUCUAGUUAAAGCACUUCACUCAAAGUUGGAAACUUCUCAGUUGAAGUCCCAUGUUAAGAACCAACUUGGCCUAUCAUAACUCCAUUGUUGAAAUAAUAAGUACCGUUUUGUGGGAGGUAAAGAGUCCUUAUCCUUAGGGAGACUGGCCUUUGCCAUGGAAAUUUAGAAUUUCCACCACUGGUUUAGGGUUGCCACUGAAGGCCAAUGUUUUAUUAAAACUGUAUCUCCAAAGUAGGGAGAGAAAAAUAUAUAUGGAACUUGCAGGUAAUAUCCUAAUAAACAGAUUCCUUAGCUUCGAAGAGCAAACUGAUUAAAUUAAUGUCAACCCUUUAAUUAUGAAUUAACUAGCAUAGCACGUUGAAAAUUAGGUGAAAGUUUAAGGAGCAAAUAGAGAACUAGAUACACACUGCGUGUAAAUUACUGGAAACUUCACACAGUAAUGUGAAUUUAGUUAAAUUCUGAAAAUGAACUUGACAAACACUUAAAACGUGGUCAGCGCUUAUCUUCAAAGUUCUUGUUAAUGAUGUUAAUGUAUAAAAACUUUUCGGUGACAUGUUGCAAUUGGCUGCAAUUUUUGAUACAUUUUAUCCAGCUUUAAAUUUACACAUAUCUUUUAAUGUAAGCAACUGGUUUAUAUGCCGGAACAAUUAUUUCAGCAUAUCGAUACGUUUUCCACAGUUAAUUUUGCCUAACUGCUUUUCCCAUAAUCGCUUGCAUAGAUUUUCAUCGCGCUCAUAGAAUGUGCUCAUGAACUUUUAAGUUAUUUUCUAGACUUACAAGCACUCCUGAUAGAAUUGUUUAACAUUAUAAUUGCUAUUAGUGCAAUAUGUUAAAUAAACGUGUACGCUUUUAUUCGUUUAACUUAUAUGUAUUUGCUGUAGUUAGUUCAUUUCAUGCUUUGCAUUAUAAAGAUGUAUUAUAAAACCAACAAGCAUGAUCCAUGAUUUUAUUAAAAAAUAUAUUGAACUUGGUCUCGUUUUUACCAUCGCGUUUGCGUUAUUUCUACAUUUUUCUUUUUUUACGUCUUUGCAUGGAAAUGUUGAUCACAAUAUUUAGCCUAAGCAUAAUAAUUGGCAUAUAUAUAAAUAACUUUUCACAUCAAUUUAAUUUUCAUAAAUUAUCCUUAUAAAUAAUCUUGAUGUGAACUUUUCAACGACGGUGACGUAAGCGUAGCAUUCAUCAUGAAUUGAUGCGUCGUUACACGCCUGAAGACAUCGCUCUCUGUAUUUACGGUAAUUGAGUGCAACGAUGCAUUGGAGAAGUACAAUAUGUUGCGUGUUUGUACCUUUAUUGAAUGUAAUGGUAGUGGGGGAAACCAAAAGUUUUGUUUAUCAUUCACAGUAACUGUAUUUCAUACUGUGAAUAAUGUUACUGCUUCGUUUAGUAUCGUUAAUUCACACACGAGGUUAAUGUCAAAUUUGUCGCAAUCCUAUCGGCUGCUUCGCUGCUAAUUACGCCACAGAAGCUGACCUUUGUAAUGUGUGGAUCUCUAUAACAACCGUCAUCACCAUCACGGUGCAGUGGUGUGCGGAGGCAACUGAUGUGUCCACGAAUGCCUUUUGAAAUAUGAAGUUAUACAUUUCAGGUAUGCAUUUGUUGUGUUUGUUGACAACUUAGAUAAAGCAUUUUUUUCUGGUGUUAUUCGUUACAGGCAACAUUCAUCACUGGUUAUGAUUUUGAUGUGGUUCAUGAUGUGGUGGUAUCGGAGUGGCCCUUAGAUGGAGAUGCCUUGUAUUUACAUUCUGACUCAACAGCAAGAUAUGUAUGCACCUCUCAGAUUUGUACAUGUUUCAAUGUUGUAGCAACCAGACCAGCUGACAUCAUGGUUUAAAAAACGUAUAUGUCACAGUCCCUUUAUCAGUCCACUGCUGAAUGAAGGCCUCUUCACACCGUGGCAGUCUUGGGGGUCGUUUGGCCCAUACGUCACCAUGUUGGUCAAUGCUGGUUGGUGAAGUGGCACGGUGGGGUCAGGACCACUUCAUAUUUCACUCGUCAUUCAUGUUAGCCAAGUCCAGGAAUUGAACUGUGCCCCAACCACUGUUUCUGCUGGUUCAUCCCCAGUGGAUUUGGUAUCUGGCUUAAAUUCAGGUUCCUCUUUUUCUACGACAAAUUGGCCAUGUAUAUAUCUUAAUAAUUACAUCCAAAGCCUGUGAUACAAAAGUAAAAUAUGUACUCAAUCUAGUUAUUUGCAGUGGGCUGCUUUUAAUUGCUGGGUUAAUGCCGUUUGUGCUUAUAUUCUGUGCUAUUUGAAAUCAAAUUUAAAGCAUUUUUAUUUCAGUUUCCCAUCCGCAGCGAUCAAUCUCCUAAACUCUUGAGUACCUCGAACAUCCUUAACUACGUUGGGUAGAUGGAUUGAACUUUGGAAAAUAGCUGUCAACAACCAUUGGUUAAAUCUAUCACUGUAAGCUGAGAGUUGAGUGUGGACGGUGGUUAAUGUGUCCAUUCAAAACGACACAUCGCCGCUAUGAAACGGGCACCCACGUCAAGUUUUAGUUUGUCAAUUCGUAUUUUUUUUCGUAAUUUGUCGCAACCUAAAAUUAUUUGCUAGUUUAAGUUAUUUUUCAAAUGAAUUUACCAUUGCUUGUAAAAGCCCUGACUCUGCGCAGCUCGCCCGUUAGUUUAUGAGCUUUUUUUUACGGUGACCGCCAAAGGUGAACUACGUGCCUCUCUUGUUCCGGUGUGGUCUCGGUGCAUCAUCGCUUAAAAAUCAAUUGAAGCAAAAGCUUCCCGCAGUAUGACGUGGAUGUUAUUUAUUAUGGAACUGUUAUCUGUGGAGCGCGUGCUAUGUGGUCACAUCCAUCAGGGAGACCGCACCAAUGUUCAAAGAUAAAUAAAUAGCUGGCACCCAA
Molecule: messenger RNA, 5979 nt
Organism: Petromyzon marinus (sea lamprey)
Lineage: Eukaryota; Metazoa; Chordata; Hyperoartia; Petromyzontiformes; Petromyzontidae
Product: serine incorporator 5-like
Cellular component (GO): membrane
Source: RefSeq, a predicted model, not a curated record